Molecule: messenger RNA, 6857 nt
Organism: Anarrhichthys ocellatus (wolf-eel)
Lineage: Eukaryota; Metazoa; Chordata; Actinopteri; Perciformes; Anarhichadidae
Product: netrin receptor UNC5C-like
Exons: 18
Coding region: 321-3191 (956 amino acids)
Biological process (GO): axon guidance; netrin-activated signaling pathway
Cellular component (GO): membrane
Molecular function (GO): protein binding; netrin receptor activity
Source: RefSeq, a predicted model, not a curated record
AAGGAGAGAGCGCACGGAGAGAGAAAAGCAGAGCUUAUAGUGGCAAGGCAGCAGCGCCGCUGACACGAGUGAAGGGACCCCGUGGCGAUUUCCACCACCUCUCUCUCCGCACAGCUUAACCUGCGCCUUCUGAGACGGACUCCGACAUCGGGACUAGAGGCGAUACACUCAGCCACCUUUUGGUUUUGGACUCGUUUGAUUAAUCAGCAGACCCUGAGGUGGACGAAAGGAGAGGGGGGGGGGGGUCCUCAUUUCCCCCACCGCGGACCGAGGAGUUGUGUGUGUGUGUGUGUGUUUAUGUGUUAUACGCGUUGCUUGUAAUGGGGAAAAGUGGACAGAGAAGUGGAAUAGGACACGGGGGUUGCAGCUUGGUGAGGAUGUGCACCACGCCGGGGAUCCUGCUCCUCCUGGUGCUCGUACACCGAGGAGUCGCCCAAGUGAGAGAUGAUGAUGAUUUCCUGAGUCUCAGCGAACUCCCGGAAACCUUCCCCUCCGACCCUCCGGAGCCCUUACCUCACUUCCUGUUCGAACCCGACGAAGGCUACAUUGUCAAGAAUAAACCUGUCAAUCUCUACUGCAAAGCGACGCCUGCCACGCAGAUUUACUUCAAGUGCAACAGUGAGUGGGUCCAUCAGAAGGACCACACUGUGGAGGAGAGGGUGGACGAAAACUCAGGUCUGGUCGUAAGAGAAGCCAGUAUAGAAAUUACACGGCAGCAGGUCGAGGAGCUGUUUGGUCCUGAAGAUUACUGGUGCCAGUGCGUGGCCUGGAGCUCCGCUGGAACCACCAAAAGCCGCAAGGCACACGUCCGCAUCGCAUACCUGAAGAAGUCAUUCGAACAGGAACCUCUGGGAAAGGAAGUAUCUCUGGAGCAGGAAGUGCUGUUACAGUGUCGACCUCCGGAGGGCAUACCAUCUGCUGAGGUGGAGUGGUUGAAGAACGAAGAAAUAAUUGACCCAGCAGAGGACAGAAACUUCUACAUCACCAUCGACCACAACCUGAUCAUCAAACAGGCGCGUCUGUCUGACACAGCCAACUACACAUGUGUGGCUAAGAACAUAGUAGCCAAAAGACGAAGCACCACAGCCACUGUCAUUGUUUACGUGAACGGUGGUUGGUCAACAUGGACGGAGUGGUCGGUGUGUAACAGUCGCUGUGGACGGGGUUUCCAGAAACGAACCCGCAGCUGCACUAACCCCGCCCCUCUCAACGGAGGACUGCCGUGUGAUGGACAGGCCAUUCAGAAACUGCCCUGUACCACACUGUGCACUGUGGACGGCGUGUGGACAGAGUGGAGUAAGUGGUCAGCCUGUGGGACAGAGUGCACUCAGUGGAGGAGGAGGGAUUGCAACAACCCAGCACCUAAAAACGGAGGAAAGGACUGCGAUGGGCUGGUGCUCCAGUCUCAGAACUGUACCAACGGACUCUGCAUGCAAAGUUCAUUGUUUCAGAUGUCAACUGAGACCAAAGCAAAGAGUGAUUUGGGAAUCCCAUCAGCUCCAAGCACAGAUGACGUGGCACUCUACGUGGGCAUUGUCAUCGCAGUGAUCAUGUGCCUGGUCAUCUCUGUCAUCGUGGCGCUCUUUGUCUACCGCAAGACGCACCGUGACUUUGACUCGGACAUCAUCGACACCUCGGCACUAAACGGAGGCUUCCAGUCUGUUAAUAUCAAAACAGCCAGAUCAGCUGAUCUACUGACAGCUCCUCCUGACUUGACAAAUGCAGCUGCCAUGUACCGUGGUCCAGUGUAUGCCCUCCACGAUGUUUCAGAUAAAAUCCCAAUGACCAACUCCCCUCUCCUGGACCCUCUACCCAACUUGAAGAUCAAAGUGUACAACUCAUCUGGUCUGGUCACACCGCAGGAUGACCUUGGAGGAGACUUCACAUCCAAACUGUCUCCUAAGGUAACUCAGUCUCUGUUGGAGAGCAGCGACACCAUGAACCUUCGCAACCAGAGCUUGGCCCGAACACGAGACCCUUCCUGUACCGCUCACGGAUCCUUCAACAACCAGGGAGGACACCUCAUUGUACCCAACUCUGGUGUGAGUUUGUUGGUUCCAGCGGGUGCCGUUCCUCAGGGUAGGGUGUACGAGAUGUAUGUGACUGUGCACAGGAAGGAGAGCUUGAGACCACCGGUAGAGGACAUCCAGACAGUGCUGAGCCCAGUGGUGAGUUGUGGACCUCCAGGAGCCCUGCUGACCAGACCAGUGAUCCUCACCAUCCACCACUGUGCUGAUAAUGUCGAGGAAGACUGGCUCAUACAGCUGAAGAACCAACUGGCCAUGGGAGAGUGGGAGGAUGUGGUUGUGGUAGGAGAGGAAAACUUCACCACCCCCUGCUAUGUGCAGAUGGACUUGGAGGCAUGUCACAUCCUAACAGAGACACUGGGGACUUACUGCCUGGUAGGCCAGUCAAUCUGCAAGGCAGCCGCCAAGAGGCUCAAACUUGCUGUUUUUGGACCCGUAUCCUGCACAACUUUGGACUAUCAUAUCAGGGUCUAUUGUCUGGACGACACACAGGAUGCACUCAAGGAGGUUCUUCAGAUGGAGACACAGAUGGGAGGGAAGCUUCUGGAUGAGCCAAAGACCCUGAACUUUAAAGACAGCACACACAAUCUGAGACUGUCAAUCCACGAUGUGCCGCACACACACUGGAAGAGCAAACUCAUCGCCAAGUAUCAGGAGAUCCCAUUCUACCAGGUGUGGAGUGGCAGUCAGAGAACUCUUCACUGCACCUUUACCCUGGAGAGACUGAGCCCCGCCACCACGCAGAUCAGCUGCAAACUGUGUGUACGGCAGGUGGAAGGGGAGGGACAGAUCUUUCAGCUCAGCAACACAUUAGAGGAGGACGUCCAGUGCAUAGACACGUCCUUGAUGGACCCAGCCAGUAAUAUCACAACCUUAGUGGGACCCAAUGCCUUCCGCAUUCCUUUAUCCAUCAGACAGAAGCUGUGUGGCAGUCUAGAUGCACCACAGACCAGAGGCAAUGACUGGAGGAUGCUGGCACACAAACUCAACCUUGACAGGUACCUGAACUACUUUGCCACCAAGUCCAGUCCGACAGGUGUGAUCCUGGACCUGUGGGAGUCCCAGCACUUCCCGGACGGAGACCUAAAUGAACUGGCCGCCGUGCUGGAAGAGAUGGGUCGCCAUGACGGUAGCUUUGCCUCCAUGACAACGGAACACUGCUGAGGCACUGUGGUUACCGUGACAAUGACAGAACUCCGGAGACGACGACAAGCAAAAUUCUCUACGGCUGAUGCCGCAGCAAGAGCAACGAACGAAUUAGAUGACUGAGCCGUGGUGAUUGAGCACCGGGUUAACACCACGGUAAUCAUGCCUGCACGGUAACAGACGAGAGAUGCUCGAGCUGGUGCUAGAAACUAUGCGUGUAUCUUUGUGUGUUAAUUAGAGCAACGUUUCAGUGCGCUGUGUGACCGAAGGAGACAUAACCCAACCCACAACACAAACACAGUCUAUCAGGAACAAACAAAACAUACACACGUCUGGUGUAAUACUCGUUGUUUUCUUGUUGUUACUUUAUACUGAACAAAGAGAAGCAGAGAAAAGAAGCAACAGAGGUACUGACCUUGCAAACCCUCUAUAGGAAUGGAACAGAAUCAUAAAGGGAGGGAAGCUAAACUGAUUACAAACGAAUAGGAGAAGUUAGAGUGAGGAAAAAGAGGGAGUGAGUCAGAGACAAGACUCUUUAGCAAGACGAGAGUAAACUAAGGGAGAGGAUAAGCUGAUUACAAAAGGGAGGCAGGACGUAAACAUGGACUGAUGGAAGAAGCCGCAGGUGAUCCUCUGUACAAACAGGAUGGAGAACGGAUAAUGAGAGAGGGGAGAUAAAGAGGUGAUCCCUCACUUGUGAGCCAUGGCUGUACUAGUUUUGCCAGUACAGUUUCUUGUCUUUAUAUCGUUUCCUAGGGAAAGCUCUGUGUAUUCUGCUGUCCAUAUGUGUGGAUCGUUUCCCGCUAACAGUGUGUCAUUUGCUACACUGUCAAUCAAGGGUCCUGACCAGAAACAAGACUAAGACCACAUGUUUCCCCUUCUUAUGCUGACAUCAUAAGGGAUGUUUUAAUUUGUGUUAUAUUAAGUAUCGAGUUUGUGGCUUACCUCCAAUAUGCAUUUAGAUAUUAAGUCCUCCAGGUCACAGGAAGUCAAGAAGUACUAAGUCAAAGAGCAACUGAACUUGCUGUCCAUUUGUCUUUAACUUGUGCCUCUGAUUAUCUUAUUAAAACACAAUCCAAAGGUGACAACGCUCCUGGUGGAUUCAAGUAAACGCCUAUUUCUUGUUCUCCGUUUUCAGCAGUGUAUGAUUGUGACAGACUUGUAAAACUGUCUGUUUAGAGGUAUAUUCAAGAUUCCACCUAUGAUAAACAGAUAAACAGGGCAAAGAGGCAGACUGUCAGCUGCAUUCUCAUACAUAGUACAAAAUAUGUUUGUUUUAUUGGAAUCAGUGUUUACUCAUUUUAAAAUGGUAUAUUUUUAUUCAGGUGAAUUAAAGAAACUGCAAAACAAUUUCUGUAGUUGUUGGUGCGUUCACCAGGAUCUUCAAGUGACAAAUGCAUUCCUUCAGUAAAAUCAAGUGUUAACUUGUGUUGCUUCUGCUCCAUUCCUCCCCAAAGAGGAGUAGUUUGGAUGAGGCUCUAUAGUGCAGACGCAGGAUGCGGAAUUCCAGCCAUGGCUAUACCACAUCUGGUUAACCACAACCUCGAUUCGAGGAGUGUCUCUGAUAGACUGUCACAGCUUGUUUCUGGACAGGGUCCAACUCAGCGAAAACUGAAAGGAAGCAAAAAGGGAUGAACUAAAAGAUAAAACACGAGUGUUUUUAAAUACGGUGAUAUACAAACUACCAUAGUAUUAUGUGAUAGUGAGUUAAAUACAACUGAUAUCAUUCAUUACCGCUAAAUGUACGCAAUAUACUGAUUUUAUCAAUCAUAUUUUAAUUUACUAAAAUAUAUAUAGCCUACGAAUAUGUAUUUCUGACAAUAUUUUUGGCUCUCAUCACAGGAUGUCAGUUGUGUUGUCUGCCAUCAGGUCACGUGUGAUUUCAAUUGUGGUCACCACCAUGACUUGAUCAUGGUCACUAGCACCAUCCAGUGGCUUUUGGAGAAUAGCAGCAUUUACAUUUUGUCUGAAAUGUGUAAAUACAUUAUUAUCAUGUUCAUUCUAAUGACCUUUUAAUAUCAUAAUAUUUUUGUUCAGUUGUCAUUUUUGUGUUAUUUACAUUCACAUUAUUUUUCUUGCCAUAUUUAUGUUUUUAUAGGUGUGACCUGUAUGUAACUUAUCAGUUAUUUGCCCUUCUAAAACAAUGUUCUGUCUGCGACUCACAUUCCAACUCGUGGUGUAUUUGUCGAAAAAGUUGCAAUUUAAAGCUAAAUCUCAAAAUACCAACUCAAGGGGCCUACUGUAUGUAAAAUGAUGUGUAAUAUAUUUGUGUUUUGCAGAACAUAUUGUGGAGCAGGGCUGGCUUUCAAAUGUUUGUGUAGACACGGGUCAACAGUGUCUAACUGAAAGAUUAAACUCCAACAAGCCAGCUUUGAGGGAGGAAAAACAGCCUUAUUUUUAGUGACUUUCAGGGCUGUCAGAUGCCCCCUGAGGACGGGAAAUCUAUUCACCAUCUAGAGGACAAAAUUAACUUUCAGCUCAAAGGGAAUACAAAAAAUCUGGAGUUAAGAUUCUGCUCCGAACUACGGAGAGACGCCAUAUGAAACGGAACAUCAGGUAUGCAGGAGAUACUGAGGAGGAUAUUGUAAAGAACACAGAGUAGGCAAAGACUAUGUUGAAACAAAAGGUCAGCUCUUUACAUCUUUGUGACAGUUGUCAUCUUGCGGCUGUCCGCACAAAAGAAAACUUUGAGACAAUAAUUUGACGCAUUGAUUCCCCAUAAAUAUGGGAGGAAAGAAAUCUGAGCUCUUGUUUUGAUGUAAAACCAGACGUAGAAGGCAUGCAGGCCUCAAAAUUAGGAAUCUUUUUAUUUCGGACAGCCUAAUUAACCAAAUUAGAAAAGGUGUAAGGUCAAAUGACAGAGUGGAUGUUUUGUAUGUUUUCAAAUGUAACCACAGAUUUCUAUAAGUUUUCAGGAUUAAAGCCUAAAACAUCAAGUCAUCAGUAUAUUUCAGAAGAAAAUAUCAACCCAAGUUCAUGACAGUGUCUCAUUCAUAUACAAUGUGAUCAUCAACAUCUCUUAUUAAUAACUCAAGUGCAGAACAGAAAAUCAAAUGACAACUGAUGAUACGUGUGCAAGUAGAGGAUUUGUUAAGAAAUUGAAGUUACAAGUUACAGUGUAACCACGAUGUGAUCCUUGGCAUGUUGUUAGUCUACAGUUUACCAGCAGGACAGAAAAGUUGAGUUUUCAUACGAGGAUGGCAAAUGUUAGGCCUCCAGAAGGUGAUCCUUCUUGAUGUGGAAAUGAAGAAGGUAGUGUUAAGAUAACAAAUUAUGUAAAAAAUAUUUUGUAUUCACAAUAUGUACAGUUGUGUACUGUCAGCUAUAUUUGGCAAAUUUGAGAAUAUAAAAAAGAGCAGUACAGUUAGAUACUAGUUUGUAUGUUUCUUUCUUUUUUUGUAAAAGCAGUGUCUACUAUGCAAACUUGGCAUUGGUUAUCAUGAUAGCAGUCUAUAACUAGAGCUGUGCUUGUAAGUGCAUUUUUAUUUUACUAUCAGGGGUGAUUUGAUUUAGUUAGUGUGGGGUAGUGAUGGUCCACUUUUGCUAAUUCUGGCACGCUUCAUGAAUCUUGCUCAAUCUUGCUGAAUGCUCGCCUCUCUAUUUCCUCUAACUGUUUUCUGUACAAAGUGUAAGAAAGAAUUUUUAAGACAAUUAAUAAAUUAUAUUUAUAAGCAAUGCUGAAAA